AUGUGUGACAGCGCCGUGCGGCUGAGGGAGAGAGCACAGCGGCUGGGACAGCAGAAAGAGCCAGGCCCCGGACUCAGCGCACAUCACAGGCCCCAGAUUUCCGAGCUCAGCCCUAGCACACACCCCGCGCCUAGCACCUGCCAGGGGGUCCUGCGGAGGAUUACAUGCUUUGCUAGCCGGGCUCCUUACCCUGGCACCCGGGGCUGGCAUGGCCUCCAACACCGACAGAGAGAUGAUCCUGGCCGACUUCCAGGCUUGCACGGGUAUCGAGAAUAUUGAUGAAGCUAUAACGUUGCUUGAACAGAACAACUGGGAUUUAGUAGCAGCAAUAAAUGGUGUAAUACCACAGGAAAAUGGCAUAUUACAGAGUGAGUUUGGUACAGAGACCAUACAAGCCCCUGUGUUCGGCCCUGCAGCCCAGCCUGUCACCACCGUAUCCACUGCCUCUUCCUCAUCGUUAACAUCAGCGUUCUGUCCUGUGGUUCCUACACGACAGGUGGUGGAGCGUCUCUCCCGCAUGCUCGACUUUAGAGUGGAGUAUAGAGAUAGAACUGCAGAUGUUGUGUUGGAAGACAGUUGCACUGUGGGAGACAUUAAACAGAUUCUAGAGAAUGAGCUUCAGGUUCCUGCGUCUAAAAUGUUGUUAAAAGGUUGGAAAUCUGGAGAUGUGGAGGAUACAACUGUUUUAAGAAGUCUUCACUUGCCAAAAAACAAUAACCUGUAUGUCCUCACCCCAGAGAUACCCCCUCCUUCUAUGUCCAUCCCAACUAGUGCCCUGCAGGAGUCAUUAAAUCAGAACUUCAUGCUGAGCAUCACACACCGCGAACUCCAGAGGGACUACAACCUGCGCUUCUCUGGGAGCUGCACUAUACAGGAGGUAAAAAGAAAUGUCUAUGACCUCACCAGCAUCCCGGUGCGCCAUCAGCUGUGGGAAGGUUGGCCUGCGUCUGUUAAAGAAGACUCUAUGACGCUGGCAUCUGCAGGACUCAAUUUUCCAUGCCAUCGGCUGACAGUGAUAAGAAGGACAUCCCCUGUCCAAACUCGAGAACAGUCUGAAGAGCAAAGUACAGAUAUCCACAUGAUCAGCGACAGUGACGGAGAUGACUUUGAAGAUGCUACUGAGUUUGGUGUGGAUGAUGGAGAGAUAUUUGGCAUGCCUUCAUCUUCUGCACUCAGAAAGUCUCCAAUGAUGCCGGAAAAUGCUGAAAAUGAAAGUGAUGCCUUGCUGCAGUUCACUGCUGAAUUUUCCUCCAGAUAUGGUGAAUGCCAUCCUGUAUUUUUUAUUGGGUCACUCGAAGCUUGUUUUCAAGAGGCGUUUUAUGGGAAAGCAAGAGAUAGGAAGCUCCUUGCAAUUUACCUGCACCACGAUGAGAGUGUCCUCACCAACGUGUUCUGCUCACAGAUGCUCUGUGCUGAAUCCAUUGUAUCGUACCUCAGCCAGAACUUCAUUACCUGGGCCUGGGACAUGACGAGAGAAGCCAACCGGGCAAGGUUCCUGACAUUUUGCACACGUCACUUUGGGAGUGUGGUUACACAGACUGUCCGUGCACAGAAAACUGAUCAGUUUCCACUUUUCCUCAUUAUAAUGGGCAAGCGAUCUUCUAAUGAAGUGCUGAAUGUUAUCCAAGGGAACACAACUGUGGAUGAACUAAUGAUGAGAUUGAUCUCGGCAAUGGAAAUAUUUUCAGCGCAACAGCAGGAAGAUAUAAAAGACGAGGAUGAACGAGAAGCCAGGGAAAAUGUGAAACGUGAGCAAGAUGAGGCAUAUCGUUUGUCCCUAGAAGCAGAUCGUGCCAAGAGAGAAGCCCAGGAGAAAGAAAUGGCGGAACAAUGUCGCCUAGAACAAAUACGGAAGGAACAGGAAGAGGAGAGAGAGGCUAUCAGGUUAUCACUGGAACAAUCUCUGCCCCCAGAACCACAGGAAGAGCACAGCGAGCCACAGAGCAAGCUGCGCAUUCGGACGCCAAGUGGAGAAUUCAUUGAGAGGCGCUUCCUGUGCUCUAGCCCUCUGCAGGUCGUCUUUGACUUUGUAGCUUCCAAGGGUUUUCCCUUUGAGGAGUUCAAGCUGAUCAGUACCUUCCCACGGAGAGAUAUUACCCAGUUGGACCCCAGCAGAUCUCUUAUGGAUUUAAAGCUGUACCCUCAGGAAACUCUAUUUCUGGAAGCUAAGGAAUAGUUGACCAGAUUGCAAACUGUGAGAGCUGUGGCUGAGGUCCUACUUUAUGGUUAAAGAAAGCUAUUCACUGUCACCUCACCUGCUCUUUGUGUGCACCUGCACCACCUGAUGUGAGAGAGACCAAGCCCACACAUGGGCCACACUAUCUGGAGUCUCAGCCUGAGCAGGAGGUCAUCCCCUUAUGAACAUUAUUACACAUUACCCAGCAUCCAGCUUCUGAUCUUCUGAUGAUAAAACGGGGUCAACCUGUGCAGUCCGUGUUCUCAGCAGCGGAGUUUAUCACAUGGUGCCCUGUAUAAUGAUUUGGGGCAUCUGCAUACAGUUAAAUCUGAACUAUCUGGCCUUUCAUUUCAGAUAGUCAGGUGUUGCUGUUAGUGUUUGCAGGGUUUUUUGGGUGUGUGCAGGGGGGUGGUCUGAGGUUCGGGAGUGUUCAUCUAGUUUUCAUCUCAGGGCAGUAACGGAUUUUCACCUGCCUUAUAUGAUUAUUUUAAUCCCAUAAACAUGCGUUGUGCAUACAACAAGGCUUCUGAAACUCUUUGUUUAAUUGAUCUUUCAAAUGCAACAAUGUGAACCCCAAAGUUGUGGCUAGUUUCAUUUUUAUUAUUAUUAUUAAUAGAUUGUGCUUUUUUUUUUAGGUUUAUUUGAAUGAUAGAUAGUUUGGAAGCCUGUGCAAGAUUUUGAAUGCAGUGAUAUCAGCAGAUAGGAAACCCUUAAAGGGACAUUGUAGCCUUUCGAAAUCUAUUUCAGUUUGCUUUUUGAAAAACUCAUGUUCUUGUUAUGAAUAAACCAAAGUUUUCUUGUCAGACUUGGAAAGGUGUGUCCCUCUCCACCAGUAAAGCGGAGGGAGUUGUCCUUAUUAGCCAGUAAGAAUUUGUAAGAAGUACAAAACCAUGCUUUAUUUGUAUCUACUUUAAGAAAAAAAAAGUGUAAAAGCUGCUCUGUCAAUUGAGAGUAUUUUGGGAUUUUUAGUGCAAUGUCCCUUUAAGUCAUCUUUAUGUACAAACAUGAAAAUAUCCAAAUCAUGUUCAUUGUCCAGAUCUAAUGUCCACUCCCAUUAAAGAAGCAGUUAAAUCACAUUUAUAUGCAUCAGCGUUUGUUAGAAAAUUAAAGCAACAAACAUUAAUUUCUGUGGCCGAAGUUAACUUAAAAAAUGCCGUUUUGUUAUACCCUGAUCGGGAAACGGCAGCUGCUUCAUAAAUAAAGUUUAAUGAGUCUAUGGCUGCAUUUUUCAAAGAUCUCUCUCGAUGAUUUGUAGGUUAAAAAGAAACCACUGCUCCAAAUACCCCCCGUCUGUCCGUAGGUGCCAGUGGCGAAUUGAAAUCAGCGAUAUCAUUACCGCCAAAUCAUCUUAUUAGGAAUCCCAAGGUAUAGUAUGUCAUUCAAAGGCAUUACUGUUCCUGGCAAGAUGAUCAAUAGUUCAGCAGCUAAUGCCCCUGGUAAAUGGGCAAAAUCCAUCAGCUCCUGUGACUAGCAGCUCCUGCACAUGUCUAGCAGCUCCUGCACAUGUCUAGCAGCUCCUGCACAUGUCUAGCAGCUCCUGAGCAUGUCUAGCAGCUCUUGCGCGUGUCUAGAAGCUCCUGCGCGUGUCUAGCAGCUCCUGCACAUAUCUAGCAGCUCCUGCACGUGUCUAGCAGCUCCUGCACGUGUCUAGCAGCUCCUGCACGUGUCUAGCAGCUCCUGCACGUGUCUAGCAGAUGCUGCACGUGUCUAGCAGCUCCUGCACAUUUCUAGCAGCUCCUGCACGUGUCUAGCAGCUCCUGAGCAUGUCUAGCAGCUCCUGAGCGUGUCUAGCAGCUCCUGUGCGUGUCUAGCAGCUCCUGCACAUGUCUAGCAGCUCCUGCGCAUGUCUAGCAGCUCCUGAGCAUGUCUAGCAGCUCCUGAGCAUGUCUAGCAGCUCCUGCGCGUGUCUAGCAGCUCCUGCGCGUGUCUAGCAGCUCCUGAGCAUGUCUAGCAGCUCCUGAGCAUGUCUAGCAGCUCCUGCGCGUGUCUAGCAGCUCCUGCACGUGUCUAGCAGCUCCUGCACGUGUCUAGCAGCUCCUGCGCAUGUCUAGCAGCUCCUACACAUGUCUAGCAGCCCCUCAAACAGCUGUGCAACAUGUCCUGCCCUUUGCCCAGCAGGAGGCAGGAAGAGGAAUUGACAUUUCAUCUAACAAGCUUAGGAAACACCAAUGCCAGAGAGCAGCACAUGCCUUUUGGUUAUAUGUGUGUUGCUGGCGUACAGCUUCAUAUUCUUCAUAUUUAAAGGCAUUUGUUUUGUUUGUGAGGUGCUGUGAUAUUUACCAGUUAUAACUGUGCACAGGUAGCACUGGGGCUCAAUGGCAAGAAUUACCCUGUAAAGUGUUUAGUGCAGGGUAACUUACUAAUUGCAGACUGACUGUUCUAUUCCAUACUAUUUAUGGAACAUUUGGUUAUAGUUUAAGAAAAGGAAAGUACUUUAAAUAUGUGAGAUUUUUUUUAACAUUCAUGUCCUUAUAAUGCAGCUUUACCCCCCAAAAUAUAUUAAGUUGUAUUCAGAGCCCUUAAUACCUCCCUGAUCUGAAGAGCAUCAUCAUGACCUGGUCAGGGACCUGCUUCGCCUUACAUCAGUAUGCAAUAUCAGCAAUUCUAGUCUUCUGAUGCUCCACAUCACUAUACAAUGGCACCUGUUUUUACAAGAAAAUUCUAAAAGCCAAUGAGGCCUUCAGUUUCUUGCCUUGCAUGUUGUUGUUGUGCGAUUUGAUGAAGGUUUCUCUGCGCAGGACCUCUUGUGAAGCACAUGAACCUUUAGAGAUGCCCACUUGCUACAUAACUUGUAAUUCUCUCGUUUCCCAAUCACACAUCCAGGAAAUUUGUCUCUGGGUUAUUUUGACUCGUUGCUGUAAUUACAAUUUGUUGUUCACUUGUAUCAUGCAUUAUAUUUGUGGGUAUACACAUACAUCAUACCGGCAGUCUGUCUAAAAUGGUGAUAUGUAUCAGUAGUGGUGUCUCAUUGCUCUGUCUACAAUCUCUGAAGGUUUUGCAGUAUUACAAAGAAUGUUCAUAUAAUAAAUUGGUAAGAUGUGACAGGUUAUUUGAAGAAUAUACUUUGGUAAAGAUAGCAGCUAUUUAUUUCUGCUUUUGGGUUGCAGUUUUGGUUAUUUUUUUUCCCUGGGGGCUCCGUUCAUUUGCAGUGUGUGCCUCUUAAUUUUAUGCAUGAUAUAACCAUGUAUCAAUAAAUAACAGACCAACAUAGCACACUUGAAACCUUCCCAAUGUGUGAAUCAUCCAGCUCUGGACCAACACACUUAUUGCAAAUUUAAUGGGUUACUUGUUGUUAAUAAUCAGAAAAUUUGUACUUUAAAAGGAAGAUGUGAAUAAAGGUUUCAUUACCUCA
This is a messenger RNA of Bombina bombina (fire-bellied toad), 5528 nucleotides long. It is a transcript of the gene FAF1, whose product is annotated as Fas associated factor 1. Gene Ontology annotation, molecular function: NF-kappaB binding; ubiquitin binding. The transcript is spliced from 19 exons. Lineage: Eukaryota; Metazoa; Chordata; Amphibia; Anura; Bombinatoridae. The record is from RefSeq and is a predicted model, not a curated record. Gene Ontology annotation, cellular component: nucleus; endoplasmic reticulum. Bases 209 to 2176 code for a protein of 655 amino acids.